UUCGGCGCCCGUCGCAUGAAAACAACACUUAAGCGUGCGGGAUAUCAAAGAAGAAUUACUCCUGCUUUGCUUUCCCUUCAAUUUGAGUCGAUAAAAUGUUAGUCAAGGCUGUAAGCUAACCAACCUCAGUCCAAACACGGUCUAAAGAGCCGAGCGACCUCGAAAACUGUCCGCUGUGGAUAUUUAAAAGAGCGCCAGCUACCGCGGACCAAAUACCUGUUUUUAUUUAUUUUCUGUAAAUAUGAUGGAGGAUUUCUCUGGAUUGGCUCUUCCCCCUCUUUUUGGAGGACACAUCCUAGAGGCAGAGCUGGAACCUGGUGGUGUGGAGCUGGGACCAGGAGAGGUGGAGCUGGGCCCAGGCAGCAAUGAACUUCUGGAGAGCACAGCACAAGAAGAUGAAGAGCAAAGAGCUCUGGAUAAGAGGAAAUAUCUGGCUCUGAACAGGAGAUGCAAAGAAAUUGAACAGGUGAACCAGAAGAUUCUUAGUCGACUUCAUCAAGUACAAAGAAUUACGCGACGCUUAAAGAAAGAAAGGCGGUUUCUCAUGAAGACUUUGGAUGCUCAUGGGGAUGACUACAGAAACACCCAACUAACAAUACUUCUAGAGGAAGAGUCAGGGGCAAAUUUAGAUCCUGCAGCUGGAGUUGUGGACGAAAGGCUAAAUGGUGUGUCAGUUUCAGCUUCAUCUGCAUCUUUGCAUCACGCUGUUGGACCAAAGAAGAGGAGGCACAGAAUUCAACGACAAGACAAAGAUAAGGAUCAACCUGAACCCGACCUGUCAGUGUUGGCAGAGACACAGUUUGGAGAAAUGCCCAGCCCCACCUCCCUGUCUCACUGACGGCUGCACUGCCCUGGGUCAGAUGAUGAUAACAGAGCACCCAGAUUCUUAAACCGCUCAACAGAUGUAACCUCCUCUGUUUAGCCAGGGAUGCGUUGUGUGCAAUUUUACUUGAAUGUUGUGAGCUGACUAAUUGAACUUUUGGUCCAUUUGUACAUUUUUUGUAGCUUUCAUUUUCUCAUAUCAUGUUUUGCGUGAACAAAAUAUAAUUCUGAGUAAUAAACUUUUUGUGUUCA
Molecule: messenger RNA, 1074 nt
Organism: Cheilinus undulatus (humphead wrasse)
Lineage: Eukaryota; Metazoa; Chordata; Actinopteri; Labriformes; Labridae
Gene: tfpt
Product: TCF3 (E2A) fusion partner
Exons: 7
Coding region: 242-838 (198 amino acids)
Biological process (GO): apoptotic signaling pathway; positive regulation of apoptotic process; apoptotic process
Cellular component (GO): Ino80 complex
Molecular function (GO): DNA binding
Source: RefSeq, a predicted model, not a curated record